AUGCAUAAAAUUCACCUUAAUUUCAAAAUAAUUUUCAUAAUUAUUCUUGGAUCUUUAUUAUUGCUCCUAACGAAUGUUCCAGGAUCUAAUGCAGCAUAUAAUGUUUCAUACACUGAAGAGCUUGAUGGAUUGGUAUUAUUUAACACCUAUAUAGAUAGAAAAGGGGUAACACUCAUACGACUACUUAGAGGCAAUUCUCUAACUGCUUGUAAUUAUACCGAUGAACCAAGCAUACAUCUUCGAAUAAUUCAUCCAACUGGCGAAAUCGACAAAAUUGAUCUACCCAAAAACACGUUAAAUAUUUCUCGAACCAACUUUUGCCCAAAUGAUUAUAUUUUAUUUUCUCUUUUGGAACCAAACUAUAUUAUUUUUACUUUUUGGGAUUUUGGAGAUCAAAUUCCUUUACCGAAUGCAACGUAUGAGGAAACGGGAGUUAUUCUUUCUUAUACAGGCGAAGUAAUAAGCACAUUUUCUCUUGGUCAAUCUUAUAUCCUAAAAGAAAUGGUUACAGUUAGCUUAAAUCCGGCGGGUGGAUUCAUUAGAACGUACAUUUGGCCGAAUAACACGAUAACAUGGAUGUCAUUCACUUCACCUGACGAACAUGGAACUGUACAUAAAUUGGGUGAAGGAGUUUUCUAUGUUGCUACGCCUCAAGAAACUGGGGUUCAAUUUCAAACAUUCUCUCUGCUCGACGGUGGAUACGGAACUGUUAUUGUAUCCAAUAAUUCGGUAUCCAAUUCUCCGACUAACGCUUUAAAUCAGACAUAUGCAACUACUUGGACGGCUUAUAUGACUUUCUUAUGGGAUAAUGUAAACACACCUUCGGAACUAUUUAUCAUUUAUCAAACUACCAUACCAUGGUCAAUUCUUACGUCUGGUCCUUGUCAUCGAGCAUAUGAUGGCACUGGCUUCUCAUGUUUUCUCACAUUUGCAAUGAGUGGAUUACCGGCACCACUAAUUUAUAGCGUGAAUUUUCUCUCAGGAGGAUCUUUGACCUCUAUUCAAAAACUGCAAAAUUACGAUGUAACUAAUUACGCGGUAUACUCAUUCUAUGAUGUGUUUGCUGGUGGUCAUGUGGUGAUUGGCUUUACAAAUCAAACAUAUCUUCUCGCAACUUUUUACAAUACAACCGGUUUACCCAUCAAAACUUAUAAUCUCGGCGAUGGAACUGGAGUUAAACUUAACAUCUUUCAAAAUGAAAAUAGUUUGCUUUACAUGCGUUUUGAUCGGAAUGAUUCUAGAACCUGGCGAGUAAACCCAAUUCCACUUCCAACUUUAAAACAAUACGAUGAACGUUACUACAAUCCCAAUAUUAAUUCAACUCAGCCAACUAUUGAUGAUGUAAUCGAACUACGCUCAACUUCAUGUUCUAUUAUUUAUAAUGCUAAAGUACUUCUUGGCUCAGGGAAUGUGACAAUUUAUCAAAAAUCACAAAAUGGCGAUUUAUUUCGUGAACAAACUCAAUAUAAAACUACCGAAUAUUUGCCAGAUUCUGGAUAUACUAAAGUAUCAUUCACCGCACUUAAAAGUACUUUUAAUGUUCCAGGAGCUGCAUAUUACAUCGUGGUUGAUACGAAUUUUGUACAACUUGCGAGUAAUAAGGAGCCGCUUAUUGGUAUAGAUACAAAUGUUUGGACUUUCAAGACAGGAAAUUACAAUGAAACUUUACAGACGGAUUCAGCAAGUGGCCUUAUCCGCUUAACUGCCAAUGGCUCAGACGAAUUCAUCAAAGCUUACGAAAACUACGGCAAUUCUGUGCUGAGAAAUCUCUCUGACCAAAUAGCAGCAGCAAUUCCUGUUUCCCGGGAUCAAAUAAACAUUCAUGACGCUUAUCAAUAUGAUCAAAGUGUCACACCGCCCAGAAUUCUUUUAAGAAUGUACAUUACAUAUAAUGCUACUAAUAAAUAUCAAGAUGUGUCUCAUAUUAUCGAAGAUUUCGCUACAUUACUCGCAAAUAUAAGGUACACAAUGCUGUCUCAAGAAAAUUAUACUGCAUGGCUCGAUAGUUCUUAUAACUUCCAAGUUACAGGAAAUUUGUGGUCAUUAUACAAGAUGACGGUUAUACUUGCUAGCGCAAUUAUCUGUGCUGUUAUAGUUAUCUACCUAUACGCUGUUUAUCGAAAUAAAGAUGCUAAAAAUUUUAUGGUUAUCACGGUGGCAUUAAUAAUUCAAGAUUUCUUUUUUGAUGUGCUUUUCGUCUUCAAAAAUGGGAGAGAUUUUCAGGAAUUGUUUAUACCAAGUAUCCUCUCUUUUAUAAUUCCAAUUGUAUUCAACAGUGGAAUGGCAUCUUACAUAUUAUUAUCAGAGAAUUCGCGCGAAGAUAAAUUUAACGAUUGGUUUCGAAAAUAUCCACAGGUAGCCGCUAUGUUUACAUUGGCUGCGUGUGCGGAUGUCGAUAUUCUUAAUGUAUUGUCAUCCCGUAUUGAUUUGCCACAGUUUAUUAUUCGGGUACUAUAUUGGCGGAAAAAUAUUACAUACUCUGUGAUUCCUGUAAUCGCACUCAUUUCUGCUGGAGUUAGUCUUCUCACUACAAUUGUGGGAAGACUCUAUCAAGGGAUUAUUCGUUGUAAAAUCGAAAAACGGCACACUAUGGUGGAAUUCCCCGUAGAAAAACAUAAAUUCACGGAACGUCCUGUAACGGGUUCCGUAUUAAUAUCACAAAUUUUUCAGGUUUCCAUAUCGCAAAAUCCUAUAAAGUUCCGAACUAAUACUCAACAAGAUUCCCUUACAAUUCCAAAAUAA
Molecule: messenger RNA, 2742 nt
Organism: Ambispora leptoticha
Lineage: Eukaryota; Fungi; Glomeromycota; Glomeromycetes; Archaeosporales; Ambisporaceae
Source: the annotation of a GenBank genome assembly